Hibiscus syriacus is the source of this 447-nucleotide messenger RNA. Its product is annotated as DNA-directed RNA polymerases II, IV and V subunit 9A. Lineage: Eukaryota; Viridiplantae; Streptophyta; Magnoliopsida; Malvales; Malvaceae. Gene Ontology annotation, biological process: maintenance of transcriptional fidelity during transcription elongation by RNA polymerase II; DNA-templated transcription; transcription initiation at RNA polymerase II promoter. Bases 76 to 420 code for a protein of 114 amino acids. The record is from RefSeq and is a predicted model, not a curated record. Gene Ontology annotation, molecular function: zinc ion binding; nucleic acid binding; DNA-directed RNA polymerase activity. Gene Ontology annotation, cellular component: RNA polymerase II, core complex. The transcript has 4 exons.
UCCCGCUACUAAAAGAACCCAAAGGCUGUCUGCCUUUUCUAAAUCUCCCGGGAAAACAAAUAUUAAUCGGAAAAGAUGAGUACCAUGAAGUUUUGCCGCGAAUGCAACAACAUCCUCUACCCGAAGGAAGACAGGGACCAGAAGAUUCUCCUCUACGCUUGCCGCAACUGCGAUCACCAGGAGGUGGCUGAAAACAACUGUGUGUAUAGAAAUGAAGUGCAUCACUCUGCUGGUGAACGCACUCAAGUGUUGCAGGAUGUGGCUGCUGAUCCCACUCUUCCUCGGACUAAAGCCGUUAUUUGCGCCAAUUGUAAACAUGGAGAGGCUGUGUUCUUCCAGGCAACUGCUAGAGGGGAGGAAGGUAUGACACUGUUUUUUGUCUGCUGUAAUCCAAACUGUGGGCAUCGAUGGAGAGAUUGAGAUUGAGAUGUAGUUGGUCUCAUAAGU